AUGUUUUUUAGGUUUCAAUAUCCAUGUAUCACUAGAUGGGGAUCUUUUAUAAAAGUAGCAGAACAAAUUCUUAAAUAUAAAAACCAAUUAAAGGUUGUUAAUACAAUUGAAGACCAAACUUUUUGGGAAGCAUUAGACAUCUUUAUCAAUGUGCUGAAACCAUAUGAAUUUAUUAUAAAGAUAUUGGAAUCUGAACAUGCUAACUUAGGUCAUGUUAUUGCAUCUUGGGCAUGGCUGAGAGGUGUAAUUGAGAAAAUUCCAUCUAAUCUUGAUUCAAUCAAAAUUAAUUUGGGACAAGAAAUUGAAAAAAGAUGGAAAAAAAUUUAUGAUCCUAUUUUUUUAGUCACAUGGUAUUUACAUCCCUUUCAUCAUGGCAAUGGGAUUAAUCCAGUACAUACAUUAAGAAUUCAAGAGUUUGCCUACAAUUUAUUUUGUUCUUUAUAUUCUGAUCUGGAUGGCAAUCAAUUCAUUGAUGAAUGGCAUAACUAUUUGUAUAAAGAAAGACAAAAACUAAAUAGUUCACAUUACCAAGCAAAUUGUAUUUAUUGCAAUUUAAGUGUUCGUGGUGUUAAUAAAAUUAUGACAAAACAUCUGCAGGAAUGUCCUGAAGUUGAUGAAGACCUUUGUGCAGAGUUUUCUGAUUUAUUUGAGCUUCCUAAAAAAAGAACCAAAAAUGAUGAUAAUGACUCUCAAGAGAUGACUGAAUUAAAUGAUGAUGAAAGAAAUACUGUUAAUAAGCAAUUAUUAUAUGCAUUUAUUUCUGCAAAUGUGCCAUUUUCUUUUGUAGAAAAUCCUGAAGUAAUCAAGCUUUUUAACACCAUAAGGCCAUCUUACAAAUUACCAUCAAGGAAAACUCUAAGAAUAAUUAUUUUCAAUAAAUACAAAGAAAUAGGUUUGGAUAAAUGGAUAGCUUUUGCAAGUGAUAGUGGACCUGAAUUUGUGAAGUCACAAAGGCUUAUUAGAGAAAAAUUUUUUAUUAUAAUAGUACACUUUUGUAGCUCAAAUCUUGCAAUCUCAAAACUAAGAGAAUUGGCAGAAAAUUAUAAUCUUAGGUUUCAAUAUCCAUGUAUCACUAGAUGGGGAUCUUUUAUAAAAGUAGCAGAACAAAUUCUUAAAUAUAAAAACCAAUUAAAGGUUGUUAAUACAAUUGAAGGCCAAACUUUUUGGGAAGCAUUAGACAUCUUUAUCAAUGUGCUGAAACCAUAUGAAUUUAUUAUAAAGAUAUUGGAAUCUGAACAUGCUAACUUAGGUCAUGUUAUUGCAUCUUGGGCAUGGCUGAGAGGUGUAAUUGAGAAAAUUCCAUCUAAUCUUGAUUCAAUCAAAAUUAAUUUGGGACAAGAAAUUGAAAAAAGAUGGAAAAAAAUUUAUGAUCCUAUUUUUUUAGUCACAUGGUAUUUACAUCCCUUUCAUCAUGGCAAUGGGAUUAAUCCACAUAACUAUUUGUAUAAAGAAAGUUAUUUCAAAUCUAAUUCAUUAUGGCAACCAUCAAUAACAAAAGACCCAACUAGAUUUUGGAAAAGUGUUUUAACUUUGUGUCCAAACCUAUCAGCUUUUGCUUCUAGGCUGUUUGCAAUUCCACCAAACUCUGCUACAUCUGAAAGAAUCUGGUCUCUUUUUGUUAAUAUUCAUACAGGAUGA
Messenger RNA from Entrophospora sp. SA101, 1638 nucleotides. The record is from the annotation of a GenBank genome assembly. NCBI's taxonomy places the organism in Eukaryota, Fungi, Glomeromycota, Glomeromycetes, Entrophosporales, Entrophosporaceae.